AUGGGGCGGCGAGAAUACGAGGACACAAGGGUUGCUCUGUGGGAAAAUGAGCUCCCCUUUCCACAUAAGCAGGAAGCUAGGAUGUGGAGAGCUGGGGUCAGGCAGGGCCGCAACCAAGCAGAACUGAACCCCCAGCCAGAUCACCCACCAACUCAGACACUGAGCGAAGCCAGGAGGAGCUGGAGCAAGAGGAGACCAGGUGGGAAGCUGGUCGCUGAGCACCCAGGCCUGCGCGUGGUGUGGGUGCCCGCGGACCUGGGCUCGGAUGCCGGCCUUCAGCAGCUGCUUGGAGCCCUGCGUGACCUCCCCAGACCCGAAGGGCUUCAGCGGCUGCUGCUUAUAAACAACGCUGCCACUCUUGGGGAUAUUUCCAAAGGCUUCCUGAACCUAAGUGACCCAGCUGAAGCAAACAGCUACUGGGCUAUGAACUUGACUUCCAUGCUCUGCCUGACCACCGGACUACUGAGGGCCUUCCAGGACUGUCCUGGCUUGAUCAGGACUGUGGUUAACAUCUCAUCCAUCAGUGCCCUGCAGCCCUUUAAGGGUUGGGCAUUGUACUGUGCAGGGAAGGCUGCCCGUGCCAUGUUGUUCCAGGUCCUGGCUGCAGAGGAACCAAGUGUGAGGGUGCUGAGCUAUGACCCAGGUGUCAUGGACACAGACAUGCAGAAGUUGGCCCGGGAGACCUCAAUAGAUCCAGACUUACGAAAAUGGCUACAGGAUCUGAAGACAAAGGGGGAACUGGUGGAUUGCGGGGUGUCAGCCCAGAAGCUGCUGAACUUGCUGCAAACAGACACGUUUGAGUCCGGAGCCCAUGUGUCCUUCUAG
Molecule: messenger RNA, 825 nt
Organism: Marmota flaviventris (yellow-bellied marmot)
Lineage: Eukaryota; Metazoa; Chordata; Mammalia; Rodentia; Sciuridae
Product: sepiapterin reductase
Biological process (GO): tetrahydrobiopterin biosynthetic process
Molecular function (GO): sepiapterin reductase (NADP+) activity
Source: RefSeq, a predicted model, not a curated record